Molecule: messenger RNA, 1155 nt
Organism: Drosophila navojoa
Lineage: Eukaryota; Metazoa; Arthropoda; Insecta; Diptera; Drosophilidae
Gene: FoxL1
Product: Forkhead box L1
Biological process (GO): regulation of transcription by RNA polymerase II; anatomical structure morphogenesis; cell differentiation
Molecular function (GO): DNA-binding transcription factor activity, RNA polymerase II-specific; RNA polymerase II cis-regulatory region sequence-specific DNA binding
Source: RefSeq, a predicted model, not a curated record
CUUAUAGGAUUUUCCUAAAUUUCCUUUUAAAUAUGUUACCUACAUCAUGCUAUACAACUCCAUCAGCUCUACAGGAUAAUGAGCAGUUGGUGAACUCCUUGCUGGCCUGUCCAGAUUAUCUGCGCGUCGGUCAUCCUCUGGCUGCGAAUGCCGUCGGACCCGUCAAUAUGGACGGGACAUUGCCAUGCAACAGUUUCCCAUCUGCCUUCUAUUACAAUAAUAUGGAUAGUUUUCUGGCUCUGCACAAUAAUAUUUGGACCCUGCCCAUCUCCUUUCUGCACAACAAUCAUCGUCCGGAGAAACCGCCUUUCUCCUAUAUAGCCCUGAUCGCCAUGGCCAUAAGUAGUGCACCCAAUCAAAGAUUGACACUGAGUGGCAUUUACAAAUUUAUCAUGGAUAAAUUCCCGUAUUAUCGUGAGAAUAAGCAGGGCUGGCAAAACUCCAUACGGCAUAAUCUCUCGCUCAACGACUGCUUUGUGAAGGUGCCGCGAGAUAAGAACACCAUCGAGGAUAACGACAGCGCCGGGAAGGGCAGUUACUGGAUGCUGGAUGCCUCCGCCACGGAUAUGUUUGAGCAGGGCAACUAUCGAAGGCGACGUACCAGACGAAGGCACUGCUCCUCGAGCAGCAAUCGCUACGAGCGAGAGCCGGGCAAGCACGAUUCCAAUGCCAGCAAUGAUGGCAGCAAUGGAGAGGUGCGAACCUCGAGUGACGCCUUGGCUGACUUUGACCUGUUCUGCAGCGAUGGUAGUGCAAAUCCUGGUGCACUACGCCCCAACUACUCGGAUCGCAUCACAGAGCUGCAUCGACAGUAUCUCUCCGUAUCCUUCGGUUUCAACAGCCUCUUCAACAACGAGCCAACGGGCAGGAAUUUAAAGGACAGCAAUGCAGCCGCCGACAGUCCAUGCUCGAGCAGAACUGCAGAGCAGAGCACAUCGGAUAGCGCCUUGCGUGAAGAUCUACAUUCCCCAAGCGCCUUUACUCCAACGCCGGCUGGACGCGAGGCGACACUAAACGUUGACGCAUUCAAAGGACUUCAGCAGCUGCUCGACACGACGAAUAGAUCGAAGACGAACACACUCUUUACAAUUGAAAACAUUAUUGGCAAACCAUAGCAAUCAUUAAGAAUUCUAAUUAAACCUGUUUUAAAUCCAA